This is a messenger RNA of Sinocyclocheilus rhinocerous, 932 nucleotides long. RefSeq names its product glutathione S-transferase mu tandem duplicate 3 (gene gstm.3). Bases 64 to 723 code for a protein of 219 amino acids. The transcript has 8 exons. The record is from RefSeq and is a predicted model, not a curated record. NCBI's taxonomy places the organism in Eukaryota, Metazoa, Chordata, Actinopteri, Cypriniformes, Cyprinidae. Gene Ontology annotation, biological process: glutathione metabolic process. Gene Ontology annotation, molecular function: glutathione transferase activity.
CCUCCGCCAUCCGCUCUCCUUCUAUUCUGCUCCUGCACAGAGGCGCUCCUUGCAAGUGGCAAGAUGGCAAUGAAAUUGGCAUACUGGGAUAUACGCGGGCUUGCUCAACCAAUCCGUCUGCUGCUGGAAUACACUGGUACCAAGUAUGAGGAGAAGUUCUAUUCUUGUGGUGACGCUCCCAAUUAUGACAAAAGCUGUUGGUUUAAUGAGAAAGAGAAACUUGGGAUGGACUUUCCUAAUUUGCCCUACCUAGAGGAUGGAGACACGAAAGUGGUCCAAAGCAAUGCCAUAUUGAGAUACAUCGCCCGCAAACAUAACCUCUGUGGGGAAACUGAAGAAGAGCAGAUGAGAGUUGACAUCUUGGAAAACCAGGCGAUGGAUUUCCGCAGUGGUUUUGCCCAACUCUGCUAUGGAGACUUUAACAAAAACAAACCAUGUUACAAUGAGAAAUUGCCAGGAACUCUAAAGCAGUUCUCUGACUUCCUUGGGGACAGGAAGUGGUUUGCUGGGGACAAGAUCACAUUUGUGGACUUCAUCAUGUAUGAGCUGUUGGAUUUGCAUCGCAUGUUUCACCCGGAGUGCCUGGAUGACUACAGAAACCUGAGAUCUUUCCUGGAUCACUUUGAGAGCCUUGAGAAGAUGGCAGAGUACAUGAAGUCGGGCAAGUUCAUGAAAACACCUGUGAACAACAAGAUGGCCAAAUGGGGAAACAAGAAGGAGUGAAAAUGACAAGAUUUUGUCUUGAUUUUUUUGGUACAACAUUUUAACCUUCCCAAUAAAAAAAGGAUUAGUUAAAUUUACAUCCUAAUGAUAUAGUGUAUUAGAUAUUUCCCUGUUCAGAUUUUCAAUGUUUGAAUUGUAAAAAAGCAUGAACUUCAGGACCUAAUUUUGACCCAAUAAAGCAGAGCAUUGUUGAGUUCAGUGCAUUUAAA